AUGAGAGGCACAGCACAGACCCAGCUCCUGGCCUUCUCCCUCCUCUGCCUGCUCUCAAAGGUGUGUGCCCAGCUGUGCCCGACACCUUGUGCCUGUCCCUGGCCACCACCCCGAUGCCCGCUGGGGGUGCCCUUAGUGCUGGAUGGCUGUGGCUGCUGCCGGGUCUGUGCACGGCGCCUGGGGGAGCCCUGCGACCACCUCCACGUCUGCGACUCCAGCCAGGGCCUGCUCUGCCAGCCUGGAACGGGCCCCGGUGGCCCAGGGGCAGUGUGCCUCUUGGGAGAGGACCACGGGGGCUGCGAGCUGAACGGCCGCCUCUACCAGGACGGGGAGACCUUCCAGCCGCAUUGCAGGGUCCUGUGCCGCUGUGAGGACGGCGGCCUCACCUGCCUGCCGCUGUGCAGCGAGGACAUCCGCCUGCCCAGCUGGGACUGCCUGCGCCCCAGGAGGGUGGAGGUCCCUGGCAAAUGCUGCCCCGAGUGGGUGUGUGACCAGGCGGCUGGGCGGGCCGUCCAGCCCCUCCAGGGCCAAGGACCCCAGUUUUCUGGCCUCGUGGCUCCUGCACCCCCUGGCAUCCCCUGCCCAGAAUGGAGCACAGCCUGGGGCCCCUGCUCCACCACGUGUGGGCUAGGGGUGGCCACCCGAGUGUCCAACCAGAACGCCUUCUGCCAACUGGAGACCCAGCGCCGCCUCUGCCUGCCGGGGCCCUGCCUGCCUGCUGGGAGCCGCCGACCCCGGAACACCGCCUUCUAG
Messenger RNA from Marmota flaviventris (yellow-bellied marmot), 753 nucleotides. The record is from RefSeq and is a predicted model, not a curated record. NCBI's taxonomy places the organism in Eukaryota, Metazoa, Chordata, Mammalia, Rodentia, Sciuridae.